Patella vulgata (common limpet) is the source of this 1057-nucleotide messenger RNA. Its product is annotated as caveolin-1. The record is from RefSeq and is a predicted model, not a curated record. Bases 109 to 510 code for a protein of 133 amino acids. Gene Ontology annotation, cellular component: caveola. The transcript has 2 exons. NCBI's taxonomy places the organism in Eukaryota, Metazoa, Mollusca, Gastropoda, Patellidae. Gene Ontology annotation, biological process: caveola assembly. Gene Ontology annotation, molecular function: molecular adaptor activity.
UUGAAUAUAUCCAUGAGAUUAUUUAGUGUCCAUUUUGUUAAAUAUACCGAUUAGUAAACAGCCCGCGUUGAUCUGUAAGUUUCUCGUCAUCCUCAGCAUUCUGACAUCAUGGACCCCUUGAAUCGAGAUCCAAAUGAUAUCAAUGAUCACUUGAAGGUUCAAUUUGAAGAUGUUUUGGCCGAACCUGAUGGCGCAAGAAGUUUUGAAUGCUGUUGGAAUUGUUCCAGAUUAUGCUUCAAUUGCAGUAAAGGCUGUUGCUAUAAAUUCCUCACGCUGAUCUGUGCUCUGCCUUUCGCGUUAUGUUGGGGUUGUUCGUUCGCCAUGAUCACAUUCCAACACGUAUGGCAUUUCACUCCCCUUCUGAGAGCCUGGAUGAUAAACCUUGGUUGUAUGCAGAAGUGUUUUGGAACCCUGGUCAACUGUUGUUUGGCACCUAUCUGUGAAGCGUGUGGUUUAAUGUUUAGUACGAUCCACGUCAGACAAAUAAACGACAGUAACAUUAAAUCGUGAACCUUGGACUAAAUCAGAAUCAACCAAUAACUAACACUUUCACCAUCUUCCGCCUUUACAAAUGUGCCAAGUUUCUGAUUUAUAUCUUUUUCGUAGAAUAUGAAGAUGUCUCGAAUAAAUUUUUCUUCAAUUUAUUUGAAUAACAAUAUAGUAAAAACCUGAUUAUAUACUAUGUUCGAAAGCCAAUAAUAUCACAAUGUCUACAUAUCGCUAAAAACAAAAUGCCACUCGCUGGAACUUGAUAAUAAUCUUUAAGUGGCAUUUAGUGAUUGGGGAACACAAUAACAGAACACAAUUUUUAUGGGAAACAUUCGCUGGUUUUACUAAAUGUCAUUGUGCUUGAUAACGAUAAGAGGAUAUGUUUCCCAUAAAAAUUGUGUUCUGUUAACUUAUGAUAAUGUCUAUAUACUUUUUAUUCAUUCCAGUUAUCUCUGUAUCGUCCUUGUUGAAAUAAUGACGCUUCAACACGAGCCGAUGUUUCAUUUUACGAUCUUGUUUUUUUUAUCAAAGAAUAAUGUCUAUCUGUAAAAUAUAAUAAAAAAUUAAA